Molecule: messenger RNA, 516 nt
Organism: Colletotrichum aenigma
Lineage: Eukaryota; Fungi; Ascomycota; Sordariomycetes; Glomerellales; Glomerellaceae
Product: NADH-ubiquinone oxidoreductase 17.8 kDa subunit
Exons: 3
Coding region: 1-516 (171 amino acids)
Cellular component (GO): mitochondrion
Source: RefSeq, a predicted model, not a curated record
AUGCAGGCCAUUCGAACGCGGGGUGCCUGCAUCGCGCGCCAGUCCCGCCUGACUGGGCUGCGCCAAUCGCGAUCAUACGCCUCCGGAGGCGACCACGGCCACCACCACGCCCACAACGUCGAGGAGCCCAUCGGAAACUUCUUCUGGGCGACCGUUGCCGUCAUUCCCGCUGCGUACUUCAUGUACAAGAUCAGCCAGCCCGGCAAGGACGGCGAGCCGCCAUUCCUCACCAAGAAGAUCCACGAGUACUGGCACUACCAGGAGACAUGGGCCGAAAGGAGCCACCUUCACACCAAGGCCGUUGAGCAGGCCGGUUUCGACAGGUUGCUCUUCUUCUCCACCCCGGCCAACCGCGACGUCGACCUCCGAUUUCCUGAGGCCAUGUCGAGUCACGCCGCCCGCAACAUUGUUGCUGGCUCCCAGACCAACCUGGACCACGUUGUUGCUCACUACAGGAAGCAACAUCUCGACGAGGAGGAGCGGAAAGCCCAGCUGCUUGCGAAGAAGCGGGAAUGA